Prinia subflava (tawny-flanked prinia) is the source of this 6056-nucleotide messenger RNA. RefSeq names its product solute carrier organic anion transporter family member 2A1 (gene SLCO2A1). Gene Ontology annotation, biological process: sodium-independent organic anion transport; transmembrane transport; prostaglandin transport. The coding region runs from base 342 to 2243 and encodes 633 amino acids. The transcript is spliced from 14 exons. Gene Ontology annotation, molecular function: prostaglandin transmembrane transporter activity; protein binding. Gene Ontology annotation, cellular component: plasma membrane. The record is from RefSeq and is a predicted model, not a curated record. Lineage: Eukaryota; Metazoa; Chordata; Aves; Passeriformes; Cisticolidae.
GCCCGGGGCGCUGGGUGUCCCCAGGGGUGGGCAGGGCAUUGUCACACCCCCACAGUCCCCGGUCCCCAAGGGUCCGGCUGGCCGAGCCCUCGCUCCCACCUGCCCCGUGCGCGCCGCCUCGGCUCCCUGCGACUUUAAAGUUCCCUCGGCGCACAAGGCAAAAGAGGGAGGAGAAAGCGUUUCAUCAUCGCUCCCGGGAGCCGACUUAUAAAAACUUGACGCUCCCGCUGCCUGCCUCACUCGCAGCCUUGGAAGGAUUUCAGCGCGGUCCGUGCGGGCCGGAGAGCGGCGGGAGCCCAAGAGCAGCCCGACAACCCCGGGCUCCCCGGGAAGCCCUCGCCAUGGGAGUCCGCCCCGAGGUUGGCAAAUCCCCGGUUGACAUCCCCAAGAACUCCAGCACCUGCUCCAGGGGUAUCUUCUGCAACAUCAAGGUGUUUGUGCUGUGCCAUGGGCUCCUCCAGCUCUCCCAGCUCCUCUACAGCGCCAACUUCAAGAGCAGCCUCACCACCAUCGAGAAGCGCUUUGGGCUCUCGAGCCUCUCUUCAGGUUUCAUCUCCAGCUUGCACGAGAUCAGCAACGUGGUGCUCAUCAUCUUUGUCAGCUACUUCGGCAGCCGCGUGCACCGCCCGCGCGUGAUCGGCCUGGGGGGGCUCCUGCUGGCGCUGGGAGCCUUCCUGGUGACCCUGCCACACUUCCUCUCGGGCCCCUACGAGUACACUGCCCUCAGCACCGGCAACAAAAGCCAGGGGCAGGUCGAGCUGUGCUAUGCAGAGAGCAGAUUUGUGUGCCCAAACACCACCCGGGACCCGCAGAAGGAGGCCAGCAGCAUGUGGGCCAUGAUGGUCAUCGCCCAGCUGCUGGCCGGCAUCGGCACCGUGCCCAUCCAGCCCUUCGGGAUAUCCUACGUGGAUGACUUCGCAGAGGCCAACAAUUCCCCACUGUAUGUUGCCAUCCUCUUUGCCAUUGCUGUGUUUGGCCCUGCCUUUGGAUACUUGCUGGGCUCCGUGGUGCUGCGGCUCUUCGUGGACAUCGGCAGGGUUGACUCUGUGGACCUGACGCCGAGUGACCAGCGGUGGAUCGGAGCCUGGUGGCUGGGGCUGCUCAUCUCCUCGGGCUGCUUGGUGCUCACCUCCAUCCCUUACUUCUUCUUCCCUCGGUACAUGCUGAAAGGAGAGGAGCGGAACACGGAGGCCGGGAUGCUCAGGAAGAUGGAGACAGGCGCUGCUGAGGAGACCUCCCUGCUGGAGUUUGUAAAAAGAUUCCCAAAGAUCUUCCUCAGGCUGCUGCUCAACCCCCUCUUCAUCCUCCUGGUGCUGGCUCAGUGCAGCUUCUCCUCCGUCAUUGCGGGUCUGGCCACCUUCCUCAACAAAUUCCUGGAGAAGCAGUACGGUGCCUCCCCCUCCCAGGCCAACUUCCUCAUAGGAGCUGUGAACCUGCCGGCAGCAGCCCUGGGGAUGCUGCUGGGAGGGAUCAUCAUGAAGCGCUUCUCCUUCUCCCUGCGGGCCAUCCCGCGCUUCGCCGUGGUGGUGCUCGUCUUCUCCAUCCUCAUCUGCCUGCCCAUUUUCUUCAUGGGCUGCUCCACAGGGCACAUCGAGGGCAUCUACCACCCCAGUACACCCAAUUCCCAGCAGCAGCUUAAGGCACGAGUUGGGUGCCAGUGCUCUAAGCAGAUCUUCCACCCUGUGUGUUGGAAAAACACCACGGAAUACAUCUCACCCUGCUUUGCUGGCUGCACCAACAGCACCACCAACCCUUCCAAUCCCAGACAGCUGAUCUACCACAACUGUUCCCUGAAUGGGAACGAGCUGUUCUCCACCUACACGGGCUCCUGUCCAGUCAGCUGCUCCCAUAUGCUCCUGCCUGCCAUAUUCCUCAUCUCCUUUGCUGCCCUGGUGGCCUGCCUGUCCCACAACCCCCUCUACAUGAUGGUGUUACGGGUGGUGAACCAGGAUGAGAAAUCAUUCGCCAUCGGAGUGCAGUUCUUGCUCAUGAGACUGCUGGCCUGGCUACCCGCCCCGGCCAUGUUCGGAGCCCUCAUCGACUCCUCCUGCAUCUACUGGCAGCAGCAGUGCACCCAGCGCCGCUUCUGCGCCUACUACAACAACGAUUUCCUCCGGAACAGAUACCUGGGGCUGCAGGUGGGCUACAAGGUGGUGGGCACCGUGCUGCUCGCCCUCAUCAGCUGGAAGGUGAAGAGGAGCAAGGAGUACAACGUGCAGGAGAAGGCGGCGGGGCUGGUGUAGCCCCCGAGGACUGACUGGCACCCCCAGCACACACUGCCACUACUUUGUCUUGUUUGGGUUUGUUUGACUUUCCGCGGGAGCGGCUCCGAGCUCCUCUCCCGCAGCCCGGGUGCUCCCGGCGAGGGGCGCUCCGGGCCAGCCCCAUCCCGGGAACGGCAUCUCCGGGAUCCCUCUGCGAGGGACAGCCCCAUCCCGGGAACGGCAUCUCCGGGUGUCCCUGCGAGGGACAGCCCCAUCCCGGGAACGGCAUCUCCGGGAUCCCUCUGCGAGGGACAGCCCCAUCCCGGGAACGGCAUCUCCGGGAUCCCUCUGCGAGGGACAGCCCCAUCCCGGGAACGGCAUCUCCGGGGUGUCCCUGCGAGGGACAGCCCCAUCCCGGGAACGGCAUCUCCGGGUGUCCCUGCGAGGGACAGCCCCAUCCCGGGAACGGCAUCUCCGGGAUCCCUCUGCGAGGGACAGCCCCAUCCCGGGAACGGCAUCUCCGGGAUCCCUCUGCGAGGGACAGCUCCAUCCUGGGAACGGCAUCUCCAGGGUGUUCCUGCGAGGGACAGCUCCAUCCUGGGAACGGCAUCUCCAGGGUGUUCCUCUGCGAGGGACAGCCCCAUCCCGGGAACGGCAUCUCCGGGGUGUCCCUGCGAGGGACAGCCCCAUCCCGGGAACGGCAUCUCCGGGGUGUCCCUGCGAGGGACAGCCCCAUCCCGGGAACGGCAUCUCCGGGGUGUCCCUGCGAGGGACAGCCCCAUCCUGGGAACGGCAUCUCCGGGGGUCCCUGCCAGGGGCAGCCCCCGGCCCGCUGGAGCAGGAGGCAGAGCGGGCUGGAACACACGGACCCGGAGAAGCGCCUGCCGUGGGCGAUGGCCCCGCUCCGGUGUGACAUUCUCGGCUGGGACAGGAGCAGGGGAGGUGGCUGCCAGCCCGGGACACCCCACACGUGUUGGGACAAGUCAGCACAAGGGGUUUAUCGCAGAACAUCUGGGGUUUGAUGCUCUUUUUAUUUUUUAAAUAAAGGUCACUUUUCCAAAUGUGGUGCUUGCUUGGUCUCCCCCCAGCAGCAAGACGAGCCCUGGGGAGGCUGCAGGUCAUGCCCGGCCCACGCUGAGCACAUUCCAGCCGGGAAAGGGGACGAAAUGGUGCCAGAGGGGGACAUUCUUCUGCAGCUCCAUCGGUGAUGGGGGAGCUCAGGGCCGGGCAGAGAAGCCCUGCCUGCAGUCCCUUGGAAGCUGCCCAGCCCUGCCCGCACCUCCCUGAUGGGCAGGGUCUCUGGGCAGGGGACUGCAGGCACAGCAGGUUUUGACCUGAGGUUCUCAUCCCCCAUAGGUUUGUUGGCACAGAUCAAUGCUGCUAUUUGGCUGGCACUUCAGCGGAGGGACCAUGAACAAAGAAAUGUCUUGCAAUUAAUAAGUUUCAUUCUCCCCCACCUCACAUCACAGCACCAUAUCAGAGUCUGGGAUCCUUCUCACUCCCUGUGAGUGAGAAGUGUGACUCACAGGGAGUGAGAAGGACCAGUAUGAGGUCCAACACUCUCCCUGUGUUGCUGUUUUGGUUGUUUCACACCCCUCCGGUGGGUUUCGGUGGGUUCUGUUAGUCCAUUCUGUGAUGGGGUUGUUACAGAACACAGACCACAACCCGCUCCAGCAUUUUAAAGUAAUAUUUUAACUUCGCUUUGCCUAUUGCAAUUAUUAAUGAUCUUUACUAUUAGUGAUCAGAUUGUCAGCUCCACGUUUCCUUCUGAUCCAUCUCUGCCUGGCACAGCACAGCCUUAGGGUUCACAUCAAGUUCAACCCAUGGCCCAACAAGUCCAGCUACUUAUGUCAAGCAGAGAGCUACUUUAAAAUCCUGCAAUUCUUUCAAUGCAGUGGGCUCUGGGCAGGGUACAGUGGGUCUGGGGCUUUCUUUCAGGGUUUUUUGGGUUGGAUGUAUUCAGGCCCUGCUGUCCUUACCCCAUGGCUUUUCCCUGGGAGGAAAAGGAGGGGUUCAUGAAGUCAAAGGAAAGGAGAGGACAGGAGGGGACCUGCCCUGGAUUUGCUCUGGAUCACCAAAGUUUUCACAAAAAAGAGAUCCCUCCAUGUUAUCCCUAUUCCUGUUCCACCUCCACCUGGCAGAUCUUCUCUGAACACUUACCUAACAUUCUCUAAGUUUUGCACCAGGCCAAGCCCCAAGAGGUGCUGUCCUUACUGCAGGACAAGCCCUAGGAGGGGCUGGUCACAAAGAGCACGAGGUGGCCCAAAUGGGACCAACAGAAGCUCCCGGCCCUGAAGGUGCCAGGGUCGUGGCUCUGUGCACAGGGAAGGUCACAGCUGGAACACCUGCUUCAGGGAGCCUUGGAAACCACCCUUCAGGAUGCUGAUGUCCAGGCAUUGUUAUUUUUUUCUUUGCCUUUCAGCAAUCUCUCCUCCUCUUUCAGGUUUGCUGCUAUCCUGGUUAUCACUGUGCUCAUCAUUCUCCUCCAAAAGCAUCUGCCUUUUCCAGGGGAACAAUUCAGAGUACAAGCCACAGGAAAAAUCCUUGACCAGAAAAGCUUCAGCACAGUGAGGGCUCAGUCCCUGGGGAUGUGUGAAGGCAGUGGGUUCCCAACUCAGGGUCAGGCAGCUGGAGCAAGAAGGGGCUGAGUUUAUCACUUCCCACUGUCCUGCCAAAGCCAUCCCCACACUGCCCUGCUGAGCUGCAGCCUCAGGAGCAGCACUCCUGGCCAGCAGAGCCACAGGCUGGGAACAAGGUCAGAAGAGCAAAGAACAAAGCACAGAACUGACUGGGGAAUAAAGAAAAACAAGAAAACAACACUCAGAGUUUCCAGUUCUGCUCUUUCCCCUCAGCCACAGGGGAAAAACAUCCACGAAUAUAUAAAUAUUUAAAAAAUCAUGGAGUGAGGCCCAAGAAACUCCUGGAGUUCUGCUCUGUGCUCCAGCACGAGCAGCUCUGGGCACAGCCCCAGCUCGGCCGUGGCUGUGCAGCCACUCCCCAGCCUGGGACAGCUGAGGCUUCUCAUCUCCAUCCAGCAAAGCCACAGGGUGCCCAAGCCACCUCCAGGACAGAGCAGCACUGCUGUGUCACCACAGCCACCACAGCUGGCUGCAGCUUUCCUGUGCACAUCACCAAAGAGCCUUUCAAUUAUCAUUUGUGGGCAUUUUCUGCUGUGGGAUUAUCAAUUUCUCAAUUAAUCAGAGUAAAUAAAAAGCCAAAAAAACCCAACCCCAAAGCCCUCUGUGUGCAGAAAACAAUGUUUUUUGACAACACAGACCUGGCCACAGAGCAGGAAGGUGAUCCCCAACACUGCUGAGCAGGAGCAGAGCCCCAUCCAUGGGGAUCUGACACUGUUGGGAAGAGCCAAGGCAAACACACAGACUGAAACAAGACUUGACUACAAACAGUUAAGCAAAAAAGAAUUUACUUAAGGAAUACUUUUAAAAAGAAUAACUUAAAACCCACCACAACCUCAUGGUACCUUCCCCCCUUUAAGAUGAGGCUGGUGCUUGGCUUCUGUGUCUUUGCAAGAACAAUCACCCAAAGAAACAGCAUUUUUUGCCCAAAAUCACUUCAGCAUUAUGGAUUCAAAGCAGGCAGCCCAAGACCCCCAGCUAGAGCAGUUCAAAGCAUGACAAACAUGUCCCAACAGGACUCUGUCUGCAGGAAACAGAAGAAUAUGACAUGUUUGGUAAAUAUAACCCUCCCCACCUCUGGCAGGGAUGGUUCCUGAGGGUGGAAAUGCAAGGACCAGUUUCACUGCAGGCACAGGGCUUUGCUGAAGGCUGUUCCUGCUCUUCCCAACACUUGGCAAUGCUGCAGGGAGGUAGGAAAAGCUCCAGAGAAGGAAAA